Messenger RNA from Zeugodacus cucurbitae (melon fly), 1906 nucleotides. RefSeq names its product venom allergen 5-like. The record is from RefSeq and is a predicted model, not a curated record. The coding region runs from base 120 to 1019 and encodes 299 amino acids. The transcript has 3 exons. Lineage: Eukaryota; Metazoa; Arthropoda; Insecta; Diptera; Tephritidae.
UUUUUUUGAUAACAUAACAUUUCAAAAAACUUUCAAAACAAUCACCUUUUCUUAAAAAACAAAAACAACAUAGAAGUCGUAUUAAACGUCGUUUGAAAUUGACCAGUUCUUCGCACAAAAUGCUAUCAUCACAUCGGGUUGUCAUUUAUACACUCCUUCUCACCAACAUAAUGAUUUUGUGUCCAGGCGCCUCAAGCGUAUUCUCAACCGAUUUCUGUAAAUUGAAAUGUGGCAGCCGAUGGCACACGCUCUGCGAUCGGGAGAGUUACGAUAACUGCAGCUACAAAUCGUACCACAUUUACGAAAGUACAGAACUGGAAGACAUGGAUCUACGGCAGCAACUCAUUACCGCGCAUAAUGGCGUGCGUGACCGUAUUUCCAGUCGCAUGCAGGUCGCCGAUAUGGUAUUGAGCAAAUGGAGCAAACAGUUGUCAACGAUGGCCGAGAAUUGGGCCCGUCAGUGUCGCCCGCAUGAGGAUGAUGAAUGUGCGCACACGUCAACGCCAAUUAGCGUGGAAACUUUAAUGAAUCGCACACAAGGAGAUCAGCAAGAAAUGUUUGUGGCAAUGAAUCGCUUUUGUAUCACAUCGCAUUAUUUACCGCGUGAACUACUGCAAAUGGCUUUUCAUAAUUGGUACUUCGAGAAGGAUCACAUGCAGCCGCCGACAAAGCAAAACUUUCAAAAUCUCACAUUCGGACUGCUUAGUGGGGAAAAUAAUUUUACGCAUUUCGCUUUUCCACGUAUUAGACGCAUUGGUUGCAGUGUCGCCAGAUAUGACAAUGAGUACUGCCUCUUUUGCUUCUACGAUCCCUACUUUAGACAUGCCGAGGGUAUGCUGUUUGUUUAUGGCACACCAGCGACACACUGCCCAUUUCAAUAUCCACUGAGAGAUCUCUUUUUUCACAGAAUGUGUACGCGUAAUCUCUACCUGGAUUCUGAUGAACUCAAUCUUGCUGUUUUCAAAACUUAUAAAUCGACUUUCUUAUUAAUUUUUAACUUUAUUCUUUUUCUCUUUUAAUGUUUAAACAAUUUUAAGUUUCUUAUAACUAUCCAUAUAUAAUUUUCUGGUACAACCUUUAAAUCAACUAGUUUCCUUUGCCACUGUAGGUGGUACGCAAUAGCGCGAAAAAUUGAUAGGACAUGCUGAUAACCUAUGAAGAGAUGAAAGAAACUUAUUGAGUAUUAUAUUUUUAUAGUAAAUUCUAGUACUGUAAGCAUAUUUGCAGAGGAUAUCAUAUUUUAUAUAUUCGAAGAAAAUGUCAAAAUUGCUAUACCUUAAUUUUGUUGUGGCAAGAUUCUCCCAUUUGCUUCUGAUCUAUUUCAGAGCUCUUUGUGUUCGAAUUUUUAGAUAUAUUUUAACUUCAAGAGAUAGCAUAUUUAUUUAUUAUACGAUGACAGUUCUCAUUACGUCAAAUACAUUGACAGCCAAAUGCAUUGACAGCUCGUUUUAAACCAAUUUCACAUCCGUGGAAGAAGUGAAAAUUCUAGCUGUUAAUCAUUUUAGUAUUAAAUGUUAACCCUACGGACAGGGGUCCAUCGAAAUUGUACUGUUGUCAAUUUAGUGUCAUUAAAUUUGACAUAACAAAAACCCCUCAAUAACUCUUUUAUCACCAUGAAUACACAUUACUAAGGCCUAUGAAUAAAAUUUGCGAGACUUGAUACUCUUUUCAUAGUUUUUCUCGAUGCAGUAGAUGACAUGUGUCAUCCAUAUUGUACUGUUAGCCAAUUUAGUGUCAUUAAAUUUGACAUAAUGAGAACCCCACAUUAUGACUUUCACCGUCAUGGAAUAAAUAUUCCAAAAGCAUGUGAACAAAAUUUGAGAAUUGUGAAGUACUCCACCGUAAUUUUUCGUUAGGAUUUCAGUUUUCGUGAAAAUAUUAUGUUAUCCAAAUAUAAACUCGAAAA